This is a messenger RNA of Centrocercus urophasianus (Greater sage-grouse), 2969 nucleotides long. It is a transcript of the gene GRIA3, whose product is annotated as glutamate ionotropic receptor AMPA type subunit 3. Gene Ontology annotation, molecular function: transmitter-gated monoatomic ion channel activity involved in regulation of postsynaptic membrane potential; AMPA glutamate receptor activity. Bases 1 to 2667 code for a protein of 888 amino acids. Gene Ontology annotation, cellular component: postsynaptic membrane; AMPA glutamate receptor complex; dendritic spine. The record is from RefSeq and is a predicted model, not a curated record. The transcript has 16 exons. NCBI's taxonomy places the organism in Eukaryota, Metazoa, Chordata, Aves, Galliformes, Phasianidae. Gene Ontology annotation, biological process: modulation of chemical synaptic transmission; synaptic transmission, glutamatergic; monoatomic ion transport.
AUGGGGCAGCGCGCGGGCCGGGCCGUGUUGCUGCUGCUGGCGGGGCUGCUGGGCGAGGCGCGGGCAGGAUUCCCCAACACCAUCAGCAUCGGUGGACUUUUCAUGAGAAACACUGUUCAGGAGCACAGCGCGUUUCGGUUUGCUGUGCAGUUAUACAACACAAACCAAAACACCACCGAAAAGCCCUUCCAUCUGAACUACCACGUAGAUCACUUGGAUUCUUCCAACAGUUUUUCAGUGACAAAUGCUUUUUGCUCACAGUUUUCCAGAGGAGUUUAUGCCAUCUUUGGAUUCUAUGACCAGAUGUCAAUGAACACACUGACGUCAUUUUGUGGAGCCCUUCACACGUCCUUCAUCACACCCAGCUUCCCAACAGAUGCAGACGUGCAGUUUGUCAUCCAAAUGCGGCCAGCAUUAAAAGGAGCCAUCUUGAGUCUCUUGACCUAUUACAAGUGGGAGAAGUUUGUGUACCUCUAUGACACAGAACGGGGAUUUUCCAUUCUCCAGGCAAUUAUGGAAGCAGCAGUUCAAAACAACUGGCAAGUGACAGCCAGAUCUGUAGGAAGCAUAAAGGAUGUUCAAGAAUUCAGAAGAAUUAUAGAGGAAAUGGACAGGCGACAAGAAAAAAGAUACUUAAUUGACUGUGAAGUAGACAGAAUAAACACCAUUUUGGAACAGGUUGUAAUCCUUGGCAAACAUUCUAGAGGCUAUCACUACAUGUUAGCAAACCUGGGUUUCACAGAUAUUGUGCUGGAGAGGGUGAUGCAUGGAGGUGCCAAUGUUACUGGAUUCCAGAUAGUUAAUAAUGAAAACCCAAUGGUUCAGCAGUUUCUACAACGCUGGGUGAGGCUCGAUGAAAGAGAAUUCCCAGAAGCCAAAAACUCACCAUUAAAGUAUACAUCUGCCCUGACCCAUGACGCUGUCCUAGUCAUAGCAGAGGCUUUCCGUUACCUCCGAAGGCAACGUGUGGAUGUCUCCAGGAGAGGUAGUGCUGGGGACUGCCUGGCCAACCCUGCAGUACCAUGGAGCCAAGGAAUUGAUAUAGAAAGAGCGCUGAAAAUGGUGCAAGUCCAAGGAAUGACAGGGAAUAUCCAGUUUGAUACUUAUGGGCGGAGAACAAAUUACACAAUUGAUGUGUAUGAAAUGAAAGCUUCUGGAUCAAGAAAGGCUGGUUAUUGGAAUGAAUAUGAAAGAUUUGUGCCAACAUUAGAUCAGCUGCCCUCUAAUGACACUUCAUCUGUGGAGAACAGAACCAUAGUAGUCACUACCAUCCUGGAAUCACCAUAUGUAAUGUAUAAGAAAAACCAUGAACAACUAGAAGGGAAUGAGAGAUAUGAAGGAUAUUGUGUAGACUUAGCUUCUGAAAUAGCAAAACAUGUUGGAAUAAAAUACAAACUGUCAAUUGUUGGAGAUGGGAAAUAUGGAGCUAGGGACCCUGAGACUAAGAUAUGGAAUGGCAUGGUGGGUGAACUGGUCUAUGGGAGAGCAGAUAUAGCUGUUGCCCCCCUCACCAUAACAUUGGUGCGAGAAGAAGUCAUAGACUUUUCCAAGCCUUUUAUGAGCCUGGGGAUCUCCAUCAUGAUCAAGAAGCCUCAGAAAUCUAAACCGGGCGUAUUCUCUUUCCUGGAUCCUUUGGCUUAUGAAAUUUGGAUGUGUAUAGUCUUUGCUUACAUUGGCGUCAGCGUAGUUCUUUUCCUAGUCAGCAGAUUCAGCCCUUAUGAAUGGCACUUGGAAGACGGCAGUGAAGAACCACGUGACCCUCAGAAUCCUCCUGAUCCUCCCAAUGAGUUUGGAAUAUUUAACAGCCUUUGGUUUUCCCUGGGUGCCUUUAUGCAGCAAGGAUGCGAUAUUUCUCCAAGAUCUCUCUCAGGGCGAAUUGUUGGAGGAGUCUGGUGGUUCUUCACUCUCAUCAUUAUCUCUUCCUACACUGCUAAUCUUGCUGCCUUCCUUACGGUGGAAAGGAUGGUGUCUCCCAUAGAGAGCGCAGAGGAUCUGGCUAAACAAACCGAGAUAGCCUAUGGCACUUUGGAUUCAGGCUCAACCAAAGAAUUCUUUAGAAGAUCAAAAAUUGCCGUCUACGAGAAAAUGUGGUCUUACAUGAAGUCGGCCGAGCCCUCCGUGUUCACCAAAACCACGGCGGAUGGGGUGGCGAGGGUGCGCAAGUCCAAGGGGAAGUUUGCCUUCCUGCUGGAGUCGACGAUGAACGAGUACAUCGAGCAGCGCAAGCCCUGCGACACCAUGAAAGUUGGAGGGAACCUGGAUUCCAAGGGCUACGGGGUAGCCACCCCCAAAGGCUCAGCAUUAAGAAAUGCUGUUAACCUGGCAGUAUUAAAACUGAAUGAGCAAGGCCUCUUGGACAAAUUGAAAAACAAAUGGUGGUACGACAAAGGAGAGUGCGGCAGCGGGGGAGGUGACUCCAAGGACAAGACCAGUGCUCUGAGCCUGAGCAAUGUGGCCGGGGUUUUCUAUAUUCUUGUCGGAGGCCUUGGGCUCGCCAUGAUGGUGGCUUUAAUUGAGUUUUGUUACAAGUCUCGGGCAGAGUCCAAGCGAAUGAAACUCACCAAGAACACCCAAAACUUUAAGCCUGCUCCCACCACCAAUACCCAGAAUUACGCUACGUACAGAGAAGGCUACAAUGUGUAUGGCACAGAAAGCGUGAAAAUCUAGGGAUCCUCGCUCUGACAGCGUGCAGGAGGAGAAGCAGCAGAGAAUGUGGCUACUUCAUGGAUUCGGACCACCUGAGCCAGUCGCACUCUAGCCGAGGUGUCAGGUAUGACACGCAUUGAUGAUGGUGCAAUGAACUUUUAAUAGGAAAAACUGAUUUUUUUCCUUCAGUGCCUUAUGGAAGACUCUGAGACUCACAACAAUGCAAAACCAUCACUGAAAUAUUCUUGCUUUGCUUGAAAAAAGAAAAAGGAAAAAGAAAAGGAAAGAGAAGAAAAGAAAGGAAGAAAAGAAAGGAAGAGAAA